CAGCAGCAGCAGCAGCAGCGCAGGUGCGGACGCAGUGGAAGCGCGCGAGACGCGGCAGUUUGCUCGGGACUUUCGUGAGAGCUACCUCGCGUGUGAGCCUGUACAUACCGUCGCGCAUCUCUCGGCUGACUGAUAGUGUUUUUCUUUUCACGCGCCCUCUCUGAGAGCAGAGCUGCUUUUCCGAGGGUAAACUUUAUUUUGUUCAAGGAGACUUUGGAGAGGCUUCAACGAGUUUUGUAUACCUGUUGCUUUUGGAUCGAGCUGUGCCCGACACGCGGACUGCAGCGCAGGAUUGAAUUAAACCGAAUGGACGAACUUUGACGAAGGCCACGCUUUGGAGCUGUGUGUGUGUGAGAGAGAGAGAGAGAGAGAGAGAGAGAGAGAGGGAGAGAAAGAGGAGAGCCGAGAGAAUCGGAGGCUGACUCGACGAAGACAAAGGAGAGAGAAAUUUUGAUGCAAGUAUGACUUCGGUGCUUCCGGAGGAGGAGAGCAACGUGACGCGACUGAAGCUCAAGUCAUCGCACGCUGCGCACAGCAGUUCGAAGCAGCGCAACGCAUCCCAUCAGCAGGACGAGUCUCGCUCCUUCCUGACCUUCUCCCGCGAGAACCUGAGCAUCUCGACGUCCGACCUGGAGCAGGGCUUCUCCAAACCGUCGCGUACUCGCUGCUGCAGCCGACAGACGUUGCUCAGCUGUGCCGCCCUGCUUCUGGCUUUGAGUUGCGCCGGCCUCGAGCUUUGGAAGCUCAGGCGCGUACUGGAGAACGCGAGCGACAUCGAGACCCUCAAGAGGGACGUGGAGACGCUGAAGCACCGCUUUCUCGAGAAGGACCUGCUCGACGAACUGCGGGCUUUCGAGGAACAGCUCUACGGCGAAGGCGCGAGCGACGAGGAGGACCUGUCCUCGAACCCGGUCUCCAACAAUUCGGACUACGACUCGAGCUACGACGACUCAUCCGGCGGCACCUCGUCAACCAGCGGCGAUUACCCGACGGUCACGUUCGCCCCGAAUCAUCAGCCGAGUCUCUCGACCAUCUCGAUUCCGAAGCUGACAUCGACCUCCUCCGCGACGCCCUGUACCAGUAAAGACCUCGAGGAGGUCCUCGCGGUCCUUAGACGAGCCGAGGCCGAGAGGGGACAGGCCUUUGAGCAGAGCGUUCGCGAGAGGGAGAGACUCAUCGAGAGCGAGAGGGACAGGGAGCAGAAACGCGUCGUUUCGGAACACCGGAUUCAAAAGGGGGAUGAGAAGCCGCCUGUAUCAAGUGGCCGGAAGAGGAAGAGGGAGGCGACGAGCGCCGGAGAGACGUGGAGAGACAAGACGUUUUAUACGUUUGUCGAUAUCCGUUCGCAGUCGACUGAAACGUCCGUUCCAGAAGUAACCGACAGGAGCCAUCCAUACGAAGCAGGCGGGGUCACUGCCCAUGUAAGCCAUAUCAGCAGCACAACGAAUCCAAAGCAGCGGGUGAAUCCAGUUGAAAUUCUAAAAUAACUAUAUACCGCAGCUCGCACAGCCAAUAUUGCGCGUCUAACUCGACUAUAAUAACAAAAUCAUCACCCCACAGUCGCGCGCAACUACACGAAGCCGCAGCGAAAUUAGCCACGUCUCCGCAUCACGUGCUAUGGUACCAGCAGCCGCAGAAAAUUCAAUCGACCGCCGCACGUGACGAGAGCCGUCGAGCUUUUCAUCGAGUUGAAUAUAUCCACAUAUAAACACAUCUGUGCAGCUCGGCGGAAGCAAAAAACCCACCGCAGACCGAGUGAAAGUGAUUCGAGUUUUUUUCUUCUACGUCACACAAUACGCGCUACUGUGCCGUAAGAGGACAGACGACAUAGAGACAUGUGUAUGCGAAUUCGGUUAUAUUGCGAUAUGUCGUCUGAGAAGUGCGAGAUGAUGUAAGAUAUUUUUUAUAUGUGUACGUAAAGCCGCACCUGUAUUACCGUCUCUUUUCUUUUUGAUACUUUUUCUAUGUGUGUCCAUAUUAUGCAUUACGGAUUUAGAUUACUCUGUAAUUUAUACGAUCAUACGAGCUACGAAAUGUGAAUUCGACGUUGUCCUAUCAGUUGCAUUAACGAAUAAAGUGUUUUAUUACUGACA
Messenger RNA from Nasonia vitripennis (jewel wasp), 2093 nucleotides. RefSeq lists its product as uncharacterized. The transcript has 5 exons. The coding region runs from base 462 to 1487 and encodes 341 amino acids. The record is from RefSeq and is a predicted model, not a curated record. NCBI's taxonomy places the organism in Eukaryota, Metazoa, Arthropoda, Insecta, Hymenoptera, Pteromalidae.